Molecule: messenger RNA, 1883 nt
Organism: Harpegnathos saltator (Jerdon's jumping ant)
Lineage: Eukaryota; Metazoa; Arthropoda; Insecta; Hymenoptera; Formicidae
Gene: Prdm13
Product: PR/SET domain 13
Exons: 3
Coding region: 262-1722 (486 amino acids)
Biological process (GO): regulation of gene expression
Cellular component (GO): nucleus
Source: RefSeq, a predicted model, not a curated record
AUCUAGACACGACACACAGUUCGUACUUGGAGCAUACACGAUAUGCAACUCUACAUCGAUUGACAACUUGAUCUCUCAUCGUGAUCUCCUGAUUGUUCAAUGCAAACUUACCGGAGAUAAAUUUUGAACACGAAUGAAUUUGAACAGUCGUUCGGUUUUCGUGCAAGCGAAUCGUGAGUUUCGAAUUUCAUCUCGCGGCGACAAAGAUACAAAAGGUGUUCCAGCGGUGGAAAGUUUUACAGUUUAACUUUUAUCUCACCAAUGUUACCAACGUGGUCGAGGAAACGUCAUUUCUCUGGCAUAAUCCUGGGAAACUUCCCCGAAGAGAAGUCUAAAGCCAAGAAAAGCAGAGAGAAUGACUCCACGAAAGACGUUUGUGCGCAAACAAUCCCUACUCCGAGGAUGUACCCUGUGGUAUCGCAGAACGCGCUGAUAAGAAUUGAGGAAGCAAUCGACGUGCCGGGAGGAUACACUAACUUCGUAUCAUCUAACACGUGUACGACGACAACCGUUCGAGCCGCUGGAAAUCUUAGCAAAAACUCUUCGACAGAAGUCAUCGAUGUCAAUACAUUAACACAAAGAAGCAUCUCCGUCGCUAAACACGUUGAGAUCGCAGAAACUGGAGGUCGACUCUAUUGCAUCGAUGGAUGUACGAGUACACUUUGCUGGCUGAAAACAAUCGAUAUCGCACAAGAUAUCUCCACAUGUAACGUUAAACUCAUAAGUACUAAGGAAGGAAUAUCCUUAAAAACUAUUAGAAGCAUAAAGGCGGGGGAGUCGUUACAAAUGUGGUUUACCGAAGAGACUCUGCUCAUGUUGAACAUACCCUUUCUACUGCCGAUGAAUAUUCGAAGUAACAAGAGCUACGUAUGUCACAUUUGCGGCAAAAUUUUCGAGUAUCCGAAUCCGCUGAAGCUACAUAUAGCGCUGAAUUGCAAUCGACUGGACAAGACUCACAUUUGGACAUUCCUGACGAAGGGACUCGCCGUUUUGGAAUCUUCAAAAGUGUGCCUAACUAACAAUCUGUAUCCAUCAACGAGCUUCACGUUCGAGCUGUCGUCGACUAACCCGACGAUGACGUUGCCGAUUAACGUGCCCUCACCGAUCCUCGCAGGAACUAUGUAUACCGGAAUGCCGUUGAGAAACGAUUCACCGUGUUCAAAUCAACUCUCACCCCUGUCUUUGAGCCAGCUCUCUUCGAGCUCAUCCUCCACCGAAGUCUCACCCAGUUCGUUGGACCGGAUGGCGCCUGUCGAAGAAUUGGCAUCGAGACAUUCCGCCUUCAAGCCUUAUGUGCCUCAAGAACAGAUACGCAGGAGCCGAUUGACGUCUUACAAUAUGCAUCUAGCCACGAUGACGUCCUUGGAAAGCGAUGCACUUGCUGUGGAUAUGGAGACGAUCGUCAGUAAUGCAGGAAAGUCCAAAGAAGGUCAUCGUUGUAUCUACUGCGGCAAACUCUAUUCUAGAAAGUACGGACUGAAGAUACACAUCAGAACACACACCGGUUACAAGCCGUUGAAAUGCCCGUUCUGCGAGCGCGCUUUUGGAGACCCUAGCAAUCUCAACAAGCACGUCAGACUGCAUACAGACGGCGACACCCCCUACAAGUGCAGUAUAUGCAGCAAGAUAAUGGUCAGAAGGAGAGACUUGGAAAGACACUUGAGAUCAAGGCAUCAACGGGAGCAAGCUGAUAACGCUUCGGAGGACUGCCUACCAACGUAAUCAACAUGCAAGCACUGAAUUUGUGUUGACGUUUAGGUGAACCGAACGACGAAUUUGUAACAUAGCACAAUAAUGUUAAAGAAUGUUUAAUGUUAUCAACUUAGGGGCAAAAAAAGUUGCAUCAUCUCUUUACCGUUGGUCUCUUAAUUAAGCGCUUUAGA